UCCUCAUCCGAAAUCACAUUUGAUUAUCGAAACGAAUUGUCGGGGCAUGCGUUGUUGUCUCGAUUGCACGGUGGAGUUUCUUUUAGUGUCUUGGAUGCUGCUGGUGGCAUGGUAUCCAUGCUGGCCGUCUACCGCAAACUGUCCGAUAAAAAUCCCGAUGAUAUUCAAAAGAUGAUGACCAAAUAUGGCACCAUGGAUAUGCGCAUUGAUUAUUUACAAAGUGCUAUUGGUCAAAGUUUCAUUGCCAAAGCGCAUUUGAUCAAAUGCGGUAAAAUAUCUUCCAUCACCCAGAUGGAGCUCUUUAAUGAAGAUGGUCAAAAACUAUGCAUUGCGACCGUCUACGAUUUGGUGAUUCAGAUUCCUUAUGGUAAAGUGAGUACUUAUGGCAUUAUUGCCGAAAAAAUAGGCCUUAAAAGCAGCGCCCGCAUGGUGGGAUGGGCCAUGAAUGCGGCUCAUAACCGCCCCGAAAUUCCAGCCCAUCGAGUGGUCAAUAGAAAUGGACAGCUCACUGGUAAACAUCAUUUUGCCACUCCAUCACUCAUGCAAACCUUGCUUGAAAACGAGGGC
Molecule: messenger RNA, 567 nt
Organism: Notodromas monacha
Lineage: Eukaryota; Metazoa; Arthropoda; Ostracoda; Podocopida; Cyprididae
Source: the annotation of a GenBank genome assembly